GGGUCCUUCGGCGGCAACUGGUGCAACAUGUGUUGGAUAGUUCCAGAAUAAGCUUCGCAAUUGAAUUGUGCUUGUCCUGAGCACACUAUCUGGACGCUUAACGAAGCCCUAACACUGAAAUUCGUGAGAAUUUCCACCGGUUAUAGUUUUUGUUCUUCAUUUAUCACCGUGCACAAGUUUUAGUUUAGCUAAACGUCAGCCGAGCUGUCAAAAUGUUGAGCGUCGCCAGAACUGUUUCAAGGUCUCUCCAGACAAGUAAUUGUCCGAGGAAUGUGUCUUAUUUGGUUAAAAAGGCAUGUUGGAGUGGCUUCCAACCUGGUGUUGUCAGAGGUCUGUCCAGGAGAGACUAUGCGUCCGAAGCCAUCAAGGGUGUCGUCAUUGGCAUUGACCUCGGAACUACCAAUUCAUGUGUUGCAGUAAUGGAAGGAAAACACGCUAAGGUGUUAGAGAAUGCAGAGGGAGCCAGAACAACGCCCUCCGUCGUUGCUUUUACAGCAGAUGGUGAGCGCCUAGUGGGCAUGCCUGCUAAACGCCAGGCCGUAACCAACCCUCAGAACACAUUGUAUGCCACCAAGAGACUAAUUGGACGUCGUUAUGAUGACGCAGAGGUCCAGAAAGACCUGAAGAAUGUGCCCUACAAGAUUGUACGUGCAUCUAACGGUGAUGCCUGGGUAGAGGCCCAUGGAAAGAUGUAUUCCCCCAGCCAGGCUGGAGCUUUUGUUCUUAUGAAGAUGAAGGAGACUGCUGAGAACUUCCUGGGAACCAAAGUUAAGAAUGCUGUUAUCACUGUACCGGCCUACUUCAACGAUUCUCAGAGACAGGCCACCAAAGACGCUGGUCAGAUCUCUGGCCUGAAUGUUCUGCGUGUAAUCAACGAGCCAACAGCUGCAGCGCUUGCCUAUGGACUAGACAAAACACAAGAUAAAAUUAUUGCUGUGUAUGAUCUUGGUGGAGGUACAUUUGAUAUCUCAGUCCUGGAGAUCCAGAAAGGUGUUUUUGAGGUAAAGUCCACCAAUGGUGACACAUUCCUGGGAGGAGAAGACUUUGAUCAGCAUCUCCUCCAACACAUUGUCAAGGAGUUCAAGAGAGAGUCUGGUGUGGAUCUGACAAAAGACAACAUGGCUCUGCAGAGAGUCAGAGAAGCUGCUGAGAAGGCAAAGUGUGAGCUGUCCUCUUCACUGCAGACUGACAUUAAUCUACCCUACCUGACCAUGGAUGCCUCUGGGCCCAAGCAUCUUAACAUGAAGCUAACUCGUGCUCAGUUUGAGGGCAUUGUGGCCGACUUGAUCCGCCGCACUGUGGCUCCCUGUCAGAAAGCAAUGCAGGAUGCAGAGGUGUCCAAGGCAGACAUAGGGGAAGUGCUCCUUGUUGGAGGCAUGACUCGCAUGCCAAAGGUUCAACAAACGGUUCAGGACCUCUUUGGUCGAGCUCCGAGCAAGUCAGUCAAUCCCGAUGAAGCAGUUGCCAUAGGAGCAGCCAUUCAGGGCGGUGUGUUGGCUGGUGAUGUCACAGACGUGCUGCUGUUGGACGUAACACCGCUGUCACUUGGUAUCGAGACUCUGGGUGGAGUUUUCACCAAACUAAUCAACAGGAACACUACGAUUCCGACCAAGAAGAGCCAGGUCUUCUCAACAGCAGCUGACGGACAAACGCAGGUGGAGAUCAAGGUCUGUCAGGGUGAAAGAGAGAUGGCAGCCGACAACAAAGUGUUGGGUCAGUUCACUCUGGUGGGAAUCCCCCCUGCUCCCCGUGGCGUUCCUCAAGUUGAGGUCACCUUUGACAUUGACGCCAAUGGCAUAGUCCAUGUCUCUGCCAAAGACAAAGGCACAGGCCGCGAACAGCAGAUUGUGAUCCAGUCAUCAGGAGGGCUCAGUAAAGAUGACAUUGAAAACAUGAUCAAGAAUGCUGAGAAGUAUGCAGAAGAAGACAGGAGGAGAAAGGAUCGUGUGGAGGCUGUCAACAUGGCUGAAGGUAUAAUCCAUGACACAGAAUCUAAAAUGGAGGAGUUCAAGGAUCAGCUUCCAGCUGAUGAGUGCACCAAGCUGAAGGAGGAGAUCUCAAAAGUCCAAAGUCUUUUGGCCAACAAAGAUUCUGAGACAGGGGAGAACAUCAAACAAGCGGCCACUAACCUGCAGCAGGCGUCCCUCAAACUCUUUGAAAUGGCCUACAAGAAGAUGGCAGCAGAGCGGGACAGUGGCAGCAGCUCAAACCCGACAGAGGGAGAGAAGAAGGAAGGCCAACAGUAGAUUUUUGCACUUGGUUGUUUAAUGAUAGUGGAGGACUUAGGGUUGAGGAGGGUAUCAGUCUUGAGCCGAAUCUUAGUCAUUCUCUACCACAAUAUAUUAUUCUACUGUGUAUAUAGUAUAAAGUAUUCUACUACUAGGGUUUUGGCAGUACAAUACUCUAGCAAAUACUUAAAUGUUGCUGUACGGAUCAUCUUGACCCGUGAUCCUGAUCCUGUCUGUAAUUUAAUUGUCCAAAACCUGUCUUGUUUAUUUUUUACAAAGUUGUUGAUUUACAUUCUAAGGUAGUAAAAGUCUUUUUGUCCAGAA
Messenger RNA from Betta splendens (Siamese fighting fish), 2552 nucleotides. It is a transcript of the gene hspa9, whose product is annotated as heat shock protein 9. Gene Ontology annotation, molecular function: ATP-dependent protein folding chaperone; misfolded protein binding; ATP hydrolysis activity. Lineage: Eukaryota; Metazoa; Chordata; Actinopteri; Anabantiformes; Osphronemidae. Gene Ontology annotation, cellular component: cytoplasm; mitochondrion. The record is from RefSeq and is a predicted model, not a curated record. Bases 213 to 2246 code for a protein of 677 amino acids. Gene Ontology annotation, biological process: cellular response to unfolded protein; protein refolding. The transcript has 16 exons.